UCUGUUAGACCUCACACACCCAGUUUAACGGCUAAUAGGCGCGAGCUGCUUCUGAAUAUUGAUCGUUCACUCUGAUGAAUUAGUGCUCACAUUGAUGCCGCGGCGCUUCGAGGAAAAAAACAAUCAUGUGUUGAGAUCUGUGCGUCAUCGGGAUCCCGGCGGCGGUGGUGUAUUGUACUGCUUCUCCGUCGUGUCUCAGACCGGAGAGUGUGGGGGUCACUAAGUGCGCACACCGACCACCGAUCAGCGCGUUUAAUUGAAGCUGUCAAAGCGCCGAUUGAGCGCCGAUCAACUCGGAUGACCUCCGGAGUGGCGGGGGGAGCAGCGCCGGAGGAGAUGAGCAAAUCUGCAGGUGCUCUAGCGCUGUCGUAAAACGGGAGUCGGCAGCAAGUCAGCGGUCAUUAAAGCGAUGCCAGGGGUAACCAAGUACAAUUUAGUGGAUGACGCGCACGAUUUGAGGAUCCCCAUGCACAACGACGAGGUGUUUAAGCAUGGGGUGUGCUUCGAGGCAAAGUACAUCGGCAGUCUGGAGGUGGGCCGCCCCGGCAGCCGAAUGGAGAUAGUCGCUGCAAUGAGGAGAAUCAGAUAUGAAUUCAAACUGAAGAAUAUAAAGAAAAAGAAGGUCAACAUUGUCGUAUCCACUGAUUAUGUCAAAGUGAUUUUGCGCAAAAAGAGGAAGAGAAAAGGGUGGUCAUGGGAUGACAAUACGAUCUUGGUGACACAGGAUCCCAUCUACAGGAUCUUCUAUGUCUCACAUGAUGCCCAAGACUUGAAGAUCUUCAGUUAUAUUGCGAGAGAUGGACAGAGCAACAUUUUCCGCUGCAACGUGUUCAAGUCGAAGAGGAAAUCUCAGGCCAUGAGGAUCGUGCGCACGGUGGGUCAGGCUUUCGAUGUGUGUCACCAGCUGACCCAGCAGCAGAAAAGCGAUGACCAGGAGGAUGAGGAGGGGAAAGCGGAGGAAUCAGAGGCAGUGCCAGCAAAGAAGAGAUUUGCAUUGUCAGAGGAGACCGACCUUGAAGCCACUACAGAGGAGAGCAUUGAGUGUGUCUCCUCAUCAGACCUGGAGAAGAGCAAAAAGGACGAGGCACUCGACAACGAUGGGAAGGUGUCUGAUGACCCAUCCCUCCUGCUGAGCUCCCCCAUCCUUGGAGCCUCUGUGUCGGGUCAGUCGGCAGAGGAGGCUCCCUGCUCUUCAGAGCACCAGGUCCAGCUGCUCCAGAAACAGCUGCGGCAGCAGGAACAACAGGCCCUGGCAGCCUCAGAGCAGGUCCAUUUGCUCCAGGAGCAGCUGUCUGUGGAGGUUUGUGCCCGGACUGAAACCCAGGCCCGAGUUCAGAGGCUGCUGCUGCAGAACACCGACCUGCUGCAACACAUUUCCCUGCUGGUCAAACAGAUCCAGGAGCUGGAGCUCAAAGCGGCAGGCCAGUUAACAUCCAUGGGCUCCCAGGACAGUCUUCUGGAGAUUACUUUCCGCGCCAAGCCACCCAGCUCUUCUUUAUCUGCGGGACCUUUUUCAUCUCAAUCCCAGGUCCAGAUUAGUGACAGCGCCUGGUUCUCCGCCCUCCCCGGGCCCUGCUCUCCAGGCACCAUGGGCACCGACACCAGCCCUCUGGCGCUCAGCGGCAGUGGAAUUCGCCUCGAGUGCUUCCGCUUCUCCUCGCGCGGGCCGGACAGCCAGGAGCAGGGCCAGGACACAGGGGAGACUCCCAGCGACGGAGCCCCAGAUGACAGCUCACUGCUGGGGGAGCAGGUCCUGGGAGCCCUGGAGCUGCUCCGGUUUAGGGAGUCAGGAAUCGGGUCGGAGUACGAAUCGAACACAGAUGAAAGCGAUGACCGGGACAGCUUGGGGCAGGGGGAGGGAGUGGGCGUUGAAGGUGCAGCUCGACUCUUAAACGUGCUGAACGCAGAGAGUCUGCCGGACUGCUUAGGGGAUGAGAUGGCUGUGUAGUGCCGCUCUUAUGCCUCGUUCCCACAUAGCUCUGUGUGCGUAUGCGAGUCAACCAGAUGAUGAUUUUCAAUGUGUUUGCAAAACUCCUACUUUCAGUUUUUGUUUGGUCCGGUAUUGAAAAGGUUUUGCAGCAGUUUGUCUGAUACAGGUUAGCUUCAAAUGCUGAUUUAUUGCGGAAUUAGCGAAUAAGCUAACAGGCUAUUUCAUUCAAUUCAGUUACUUGACUAUGUUGAAAGCCAAAAUGUGUAAUUGUUUAAUUAAAAAAGAGAAAUGUGCAGCUAAUUUAUAACAUCGUAAAUUUGAGGAAUGUUAUUUUGCUAAAAAUAUAUAUUUGGCUAUAUUAGCAUAGCCUAAACCCCCUAAAUCAAAGUAAAAGUUUGUUAUUACAUUCAUAUACAUUUAUUUAUUUGAAUAUAUCAGUCAGUAAUGCUCCAGGUCCAUAUUCCAUAACACUGGAUGUCGAAAAAGACACCAAAUCAACUUUUCUCCAUCUCUAUUCUCCCAUCUCUGUAAAGAGAUGCAUUUCAAUGUGUUGAAAACUAAGCGGCGUACUCCAUAUACUAUAUGGAAUUACAGACACAAAACAAAACUGAAAACGAGGCAUUAAAGCUGCACAAGGCAACAUUGCACUUAUGCAUCUUUAAUGUAAGACAGAUGAAAUUCAGAAUAUGAAAAACGGAUUUGUACAGAAAUCAUAUAUUGUGACGUCAGUGAACUGC
This is a messenger RNA of Cottoperca gobio, 2667 nucleotides long. Its product is annotated as carboxyl-terminal PDZ ligand of neuronal nitric oxide synthase protein-like. The transcript has 10 exons. The record is from RefSeq and is a predicted model, not a curated record. The coding region runs from base 410 to 1948 and encodes 512 amino acids. Gene Ontology annotation, molecular function: nitric-oxide synthase binding. NCBI's taxonomy places the organism in Eukaryota, Metazoa, Chordata, Actinopteri, Perciformes, Bovichtidae.